CAAUUGAGUCAAGAUGGCCUCCGACAAGCCUGCCGACCAGUAUGCGGAGGUGUUCGAGGAGGGCGAUGUCUCCAAGGAGGCCCAGACCGUCCACCGCAUCCGGGCCAACUCGACUAUUAUGCAGUUGAACAAGAUUCUGGUUGCCAACCGUGGUGAAAUUCCCAUUCGUAUCUUCAGAACUGCUCACGAGUUGUCUCUUCACACCAUUGCCAUCUUCAGUUAUGAGGACCGCCUCUCCAUGCACAGACAGAAGGCCGAUGAGGCGUACGUCAUUGGCAAGCGUGGACAAUACACCCCCGUUGGUGCUUAUCUCGCCUCCGACGAGAUCGUUAAGAUUGCCGUCGACCAUGGCGCCCAGAUGAUCCAUCCCGGUUAUGGUUUCCUCUCUGAGAACGCUGAUUUCGCUCGCAAGGUUGAGAAGGCCGGUCUUAUCUUUAUCGGCCCUUCGCCCGAAGUGAUCGACGCCCUUGGUGACAAGGUCUCUGCUCGCAAGCUUGCCAUUGCCGCCGGUGUCCCCGUCGUCCCUGGUACCGAGGGUGCUGUCGACACCUUCGAGGCCGUCAAGGACUUUACCGACAAGUACGGCUUCCCUAUCAUCAUCAAGGCUGCCUAUGGCGGAGGUGGUCGUGGUAUGCGUGUCGUCCGCGAGGAGGCUUCCCUGAGGGAGUCCUUCGAGCGCGCCACCUCCGAGGCCAAGAGUGCCUUUGGCAACGGCACCGUUUUCGUCGAGCGCUUCCUCGACAAGCCCAAGCACAUCGAGGUCCAGCUUCUUGGUGACAACCACGGCAACAUUGUCCACCUGUACGAGCGUGACUGCUCCGUCCAGCGUCGCCACCAGAAGGUCGUCGAGAUUGCCCCCGCUAAGGACCUUCCCACCGAGACUCGCGAUGCUAUCUUGGCCGAUGCCGUCAAGCUCGCCAAGUCGGUCAACUACCGCAAUGCCGGUACCGCUGAGUUCCUUGUCGACCAGCAGAACCGCUACUACUUCAUUGAGAUCAACCCCCGUAUCCAGGUCGAGCACACCAUUACUGAGGAGAUCACCGGGAUCGACAUUGUCGCCGCCCAGAUCCAGAUCGCCGCUGGUGCUACUCUUGAGCAGCUUGGUCUCACCCAGGACCGCAUCACUACCCGUGGUUUCGCCAUCCAGUGCCGUAUCACCACUGAGGAUCCCGCCAAGAACUUCCAGCCCGAUACUGGCAAGAUUGAAGUCUACCGCAGCGCUGGUGGUAACGGUGUCCGUCUCGACGGCGGUAACGGCUUUGCUGGUGCCGUCAUUACUCCAGUCUAUGACUCUAUGUUAGUGAAAGUGAGCUGCCGUGGCAGCACCUUUGAGAUUUCCCGACGCAAGGUCUUGCGUGCCCUGAUCGAAUUCCGUAUUCGCGGCGUCAAGACCAACAUUCCAUUUUUGGCUUCUCUCCUCACACACCCGACUUUCAUCGAGGGCAACUGCUGGACUACCUUCAUUGAUGAUACGCCGUCGCUCUUCGACCUAGUUGGAAGCCAGAACCGUGCUCAGAAGCUCCUUGCUUAUCUGGGCGAUGUCGCCGUCAACGGCAGCAGCAUCAAGGGUCAGAUCGGUGAACCCAAGUUUAAGGGUGAUAUCAUCAUCCCCGAGCUCCAUGAUGCUUCUGGCAACAAGAUCGAUGUCAGUCAGCCUUGCACCAAGGGCUGGCGCCAGAUCAUCCUCGAGCAGGGCCCCAAGGCCUUCGCCAAGGCUGUCCGCGACUACAAGGGCUGCCUUCUCAUGGACACCACCUGGCGUGAUGCCCACCAGUCUCUCCUUGCCACCCGUGUGCGUACGGUCGAUCUGUUGAACAUCGCCAAAGAGACCAGCCAUGCUCUCCACAACCUCUACUCCUUGGAGUGCUGGGGUGGUGCCACCUUCGAUGUCGCCAUGCGUUUCCUCUACGAGGAUCCUUGGGACAGACUCCGCAAGAUGCGCAAGCUUGUGCCCAACAUUCCCUUCCAGAUGCUCCUCCGUGGCGCCAACGGUGUUGCCUACGCUUCCCUGCCCGACAACGCCAUUGAGCACUUCGUCGAGCAUGCCAAGAAGAACGGUGUCGAUAUCUUCCGUGUCUUCGAUGCCCUUAACGACAUCCACCAGCUCGAGGUUGGUAUCAAGGCUGUCCAGAAGGCAGGCGGUGUGUGCGAGGGUACCGUUUGCUACAGCGGUGACAUGCUUAACCCCAAAAAGAAGUACAACCUUGAGUACUACCUCAAGCUCGUUGACGAGCUUGUCGCUCUUGACAUUGAUGUCCUUGGUAUCAAGGAUAUGGCUGGUGUUCUUAAGCCCCACGCUGCUACCCUCCUCAUUGGCAGCAUCCGCAAGAAGUACCCCGACCUCCCCAUCCACGUCCACACUCACGACUCCGCAGGUACUGGUGUCGCCUCCAUGGUUGCUUGUGCCAUGGCUGGUGCUGAUGCUGUUGAUGCUGCCACUGACAGCUUGUCUGGCAUGACCUCUCAGCCCAGCAUCAACGCCAUCAUUGCUUCGCUUGAUGGCACUGACAAGGACACUGGUCUCGACGUCCACCAUGUCCGUGCUCUUGACACCUACUGGUCUCAGCUCCGUCUCCUCUACUCGCCCUUCGAGGCUCAUCUCACUGGCCCUGACCCCGAGGUUUACGAGCACGAGAUUCCUGGCGGUCAGCUCACCAACAUGAUGUUCCAGGCCUCUCAGCUUGGCCUCGGCUCUCAGUGGCUUGAGACUAAGAAGGCCUACGAGGAGGCCAACGACCUCCUCGGUGACAUUGUCAAGGUCACUCCUACCUCCAAGGUCGUUGGUGACUUGGCUCAGUUCAUGGUUUCCAACAAGCUGUCCAAGGAUGAUGUCUUGGCCCGCGCUGGCGAGCUCGACUUCCCCGGCUCCGUCCUCGAGUUCCUCGAGGGUAUGAUGGGUCAGCCCUACGGCGGUUUCCCUGAGCCUUUCCGUACCAAGGCACUCCGUGGCCGUCGCAAGCUCGACGCUCGCCCUGGUCUCUUCCUCGAGCCCAUCGACUUCCCCAAGGUCCGUAAGGAGCUCGCUCGUAAGUUCGGCAGCGUCACCGAGUGCGAUGUUGCCAGCUACGUCAUGUACCCCAAGGUCUUUGAGGACUACAAGAAAUUCGUGGCCAAGUUCGGUGAUCUCUCCGUCCUUCCCACCAAGUACUUCCUGUCCAGGCCCGAGAUCGGCGAGGAAUUCCACGUCGAGCUUGAGAAGGGCAAGGUCCUCAUUCUCAAGCUCCUCGCUGUCGGUCCUCUCUCUGAGAACACCGGCCAGCGUGAGGUGUUCUACGAGAUGAACGGUGAGGUCCGCCAGGUUACCGUCGACGACAAGAAGGCGUCGGUCGAGAAUGUGAGCAGGCCCAAGGCCGAUCCUACCGACUCCAGCCAGGUCGGCGCCCCCAUGGCCGGUGUUCUCGUUGAGCUCCGCGUCCACGACGGUACCGAGGUCAAGAAGGGCGAUCCCAUCGCCGUUCUCAGCGCGAUGAAGAUGGAAAUGGUCAUCUCCGCUCCUCACAACGGUGUUGUCUCCUCCCUUGCCGUCCGCGAGGGUGACUCCGUCGAUGGCUCUGACCUCGUCUGCCGCAUCGCCAAGCCCGGCGACAAAUAAGCAACUAGAUAAUCGAAUAACAGGCUGUCAUUCCAUCGUUAAAGACUCGAGGAAAUAGAGGCAGUUCGAGUGUCACGCAACAGAGCUACCGACCAAAUUGUGUUUAUGCUUCCACGACGAGACGAACAUUUUCAAAAAGAAAGAGAAACGGCGCGUCGUUGUUCGGAGUCCGGCCGGGUUUUUGUUACUUGGGAAUGAUUAUAUGGCACAUGGAUUUUGAUAUGAAGAGCUGGAUGGAGGAAUGGAUGACAUGAACAUCAAUCCCUCCAAACACAAUUUGGGCACAUCGAGGGACGCCGGGCCGGGCCCUUCAAAAGCCCAAGCAGCGUGCAGAGAGUGGAGCUUGUAGCACUCGAUACCUCAUGUAUGCAUGAAGCAAAAUAGUGAUUUCAUUUCAUUACAUGGUAAACUCUUAGGCGUCCUCCUCAAA
Molecule: messenger RNA, 4022 nt
Organism: Neurospora tetrasperma FGSC 2508
Lineage: Eukaryota; Fungi; Ascomycota; Sordariomycetes; Sordariales; Sordariaceae
Product: pyruvate carboxylase
Exons: 12
Coding region: 14-3592 (1192 amino acids)
Biological process (GO): pyruvate metabolic process; gluconeogenesis
Cellular component (GO): cytoplasm
Molecular function (GO): pyruvate carboxylase activity; metal ion binding; ATP binding
Source: RefSeq, a predicted model, not a curated record